This is a messenger RNA of Rotaria socialis, 303 nucleotides long. The record is from the annotation of a GenBank genome assembly. NCBI's taxonomy places the organism in Eukaryota, Metazoa, Rotifera, Eurotatoria, Philodinida, Philodinidae.
AUGAAUUUUCUAACGAAUCAUCUUGAAAACAGAGUUAGUUUUGGUUUAAAUGGUGAUGACUAUAUUGGAGGAGAAGGUUUUGGACGCAAGUUAGAACGAUUUACUCAUAUUGAUUUUAAUCGUGAUAAUAUCAUUGAUUGCCUACCAGAUGUGUAUUCCGGCUAUCCUUCAAUGUAUGGAACAGAAAAUGGUGAUUAUCCUUCUAUGGGUUAUGGUGGUUAUCCCGGGUUAUCCUUCCACGGGUUACGGUUGCUACGGUUAUACUCACGACAAUUUUGGAUACUAUUAAUAAGGCUUCAAUAA